This is a messenger RNA of Rangifer tarandus platyrhynchus (Svalbard reindeer), 2067 nucleotides long. Lineage: Eukaryota; Metazoa; Chordata; Mammalia; Artiodactyla; Cervidae. The record is from the annotation of a GenBank genome assembly.
AUGGUACAGAGUCAGAAGGCGAGGUGCAGAGAUGCAGCCGGGGUGGCGGUGAGGAACUGUGCUGACAGAGCGAAGGGUGGGGGCGACACCAUUGCUGGAAGUCCUAAGCCAAAGUACGCCAACACCCUUCAGAAGCUGGAACAAGAAGUCCUUCUGUCCUUCCGCCCAGUUGCUGAGCCGGGGCACACAGACAGUCAAGACCUGACCUUUGGGAAGCAGACUGGGGCAGAGACCGCUCCCUCCUUCGGGAGCUCGACGCGGCGCGGCGACCAGGGGACGGGCGGGGCGGGCGGGGCCUUCCACCGCGCCCGGCGAACUCGGAGCAGCGGGGACCCUUCCUCCCGGCGCCUGCAGGAGGUGAGGAGCAGGCCGAUCAAGCCGGGCUCUCCGCUGGGUUCGGGUGUCGAGGCGUCUAGGUCGCCGCGGGAGGCGGAAGCCGCGCGCCCAGGAACCGCCUCCCCGGUCCAGCCCCCAGGCCCGGAGCAGCACCGGGACAGGCGCCGACGCUCCGGGCGCCCUCGUGGGCACGCCCCCCGCGGCGCGCCACCCCCGGCCCGGCCCCCGCCCCCAGCAGCGGUGGCUCUGCGGAGGGGCCCCGGGUUGCCCGCACCUGCACCCGCGCGUUGGCGGCGGCGACGCGGAGGCCUGGCUCCCCGCCUGCGCGUCUGUCUUGCUCGCGUCUCUCUAGCGCGGCGUGGGGGGGCGGCGAGAAAGCACUCCCGGCGGCUCCUCCUGCUCCGCUCCUCGCUCUCCUGCCUCUUCCCUCCUCGCCUCCCGCGCUUCUGUCCCCGGCUCCGCCGAGCGCACUCCCCCGACGCCGCAGCCGCGAGGCGGGCAGCGCCGGACGCAGAGAUGAAGGUGCUGGGACACAAGAUCGAGCUGCUGACAGGGCUCCUGCUCCACGACGUGACCAUGGCCGGCCUGCAGGAGCUGCGAUUCCCCGAGGAGAAGCCCCUGCUCCGGGGCCAGGACGCCGCGGAGCUGGAGAACUCUGACUCCUUCCUCUUGGCUGUGGACACAGACUGGAAGGAACAUGACAUCGAGACGCCUUACGGCCUUCUGCACGUGGUGAUCCGGGGCUCCCCCAAGGGGAACCGCCCGGCUAUCCUCACCUACCAUGACGUGGGGCUCAACCACAAGCUGUGCUUCAAUACCUUCUUCAAUUUUGAGGACAUGCAGGAGAUCACCAAGCACUUCGUGGUGUGCCACGUGGACGCCCCGGGUCAGCAGGUGGGGGCGUCACAGUUUCCUCAGGGGUACCAGUUCCCCUCCAUGGAGCAGCUGGCCGCCAUGCUCCCCAGUGUGGUGCAGCACUUCGGGUUCAAGUACGUGAUUGGCAUCGGAGUGGGAGCCGGAGCCUAUGUGCUGGCCAAGUUUGCACUCAUCUUCCCCGACCUGGUGGAGGGGCUGGUGCUGAUGAACAUCGACCCCAACGGCAAAGGCUGGAUCGACUGGGCGGCCACCAAGCUCUCCGGCCUCACCAGCACUUUACCCGACACGGUGCUAUCCCACCUCUUCAGCCAGGAGGAGCUGGUGGGCAACACAGAGUUGGUGCAGAGCUACCGGCAGCAGAUCUCGAACGUGGUGAAUCAGGCCAACCUGCAGCUCUUCUGGAACAUGUACAACAGCCGCAGAGACCUGGACAUUAACCGGCCUGGGACAGUGCCCAACGCCAAGACACUCCGCUGCCCCGUGAUGCUGGUGGUCGGGGAUAACGCACCUGCCGAGGAUGGCGUGGUCGAGUGCAACUCCAAACUGGAUCCAACCACCACGACCUUCCUGAAGAUGGCAGAUUCCGGGGGUCUCCCCCAGGUCACACAGCCCGGGAAGCUGACUGAAGCCUUCAAAUACUUCCUGCAAGGCAUGGGCUACAUUGCGUACUUGAAGGACCGAAGGCUGAGUGGAGGAGCAGUGCCCUCGGCCAGCAUGACUCGUCUCGCCCGCUCGCGCACCGCGUCCCUCACCAGCGCCAGCUCGGUGGACGGCGGCCGCCCGCAGGCCUGCACCCACUCGGAGAGCAGCGAGGGGCUGGGCCAGGUCAACCACACCAUGGAGGUGUCCUGUUGA